This is a messenger RNA of Tarenaya hassleriana, 2600 nucleotides long. RefSeq names its product subtilisin-like protease SBT1.8. Gene Ontology annotation, biological process: proteolysis. Lineage: Eukaryota; Viridiplantae; Streptophyta; Magnoliopsida; Brassicales; Cleomaceae. The coding region runs from base 56 to 2353 and encodes 765 amino acids. The record is from RefSeq and is a predicted model, not a curated record. The transcript is spliced from 2 exons. Gene Ontology annotation, molecular function: serine-type endopeptidase activity.
UCUCUCUCUCUCUCUCUCUCUCUCUCUCUCUCUCUCUCUCUCUCUCUCUCUCUUCAUGGGUUCUUUCUCCGUCGCUCUCUGCUUUGCUGCUCUCCUCCUCCUCCAUGCGGUGGCCGGAGCCGGCAGACGGACCUACAUCGUCCGCAUGAACCACAACGAGAAGCCCGAGUCCUUCUCCACCCACCAUGACUGGUACUCUUCUCAUCUCCACUCUCUCUCUUCAUCCUCCUCCUCCGGAGAUGACGAAUCUUCUCUUCUCUACACUUACACCUCCGCAUUCCAUGGCUUCUCCGCCGUUCUCGACCCGGAUGAGGCCGAGGCGCUCCGCCGAUCGGACCCGGUUCUCGAUGUGUUCGAAGAGACUGUGUACUCGCUUCACACAACUCGAACUCCCGAGUUUCUGGGUCUCAACUCGGAGUUCGGGUCGUGGGCAGGGUACGGUGCCCAGGAUCUCAAUCAGGCCUCGUAUGGUGUUGUCAUUGGGGUUUUGGAUACCGGAGUUUGGCCAGAAUCUAGGAGUUUUGAUGACACGGGUAUGCCGGAGAUCCCGGCGAAAUGGCGAGGGGAGUGUGAAUCGGGUCCCGAUUUCGAUCCGAAACUGUGUAACAAGAAGCUAAUCGGAGCUCGAAGCUUCUCCAAAGGGUUUCAAAUGGCUUCCGGAGGCGGAUUCUCUAACAAGCGUGAGUCUGUGUCCCCACGCGACGUCGAUGGUCAUGGAACCCACACCUCCUCCACUGCCGCCGGAUCCGCCGUGAGGAACGCGAGCUUCCUCGGCUAUGCCACCGGGACGGCUCGUGGGAUGGCAACUAGGUCGCGCGUGGCGACGUACAAGGUGUGUUGGAGCACUGGUUGCUUCGGAUCUGACAUCCUCGCCGGCAUGGACCGCGCAAUCCUUGACGGCGUCGACGUGCUCUCACUCUCCCUCGGCGGCGGAUCCGCUCCGUACUAUAGAGACACCAUCGCCAUCGGAGCUUUCUCGGCCAUGGAAAAGGGCAUCUUCGUCUCUUGCUCUGCCGGCAAUAGCGGACCCACCAAGGCCUCCAUCGCGAACGUCGCGCCAUGGAUAAUGACCGUCGGCGCCGGAACCCUAGACCGCGAUUUCCCGGCGUACGCCGUUCUCGACAACGGAGACCGAAUCAAAGGAGUUUCUCUCUACAGCGGUGAAGGAAUGGGGACCAAACCCUUGGCUCUGGUCUACAACAAAGGUAACAGCAGCUCGAGCAAUCUAUGCCUCCCUGGUUCGCUCGACCCGACGCUCGUACGUGGCAAGAUCGUGGUCUGCGACAGGGGACUGAACGCUCGUGUAGAGAAAGGAGCCGUCGUUAGAGACGCCGGAGGAGCCGGGAUGAUACUUGCGAACACGGCGGCGAGCGGCGAAGAGCUCGUCGCCGACAGCCAUCUGUUACCGGCGAUGGCGGUCGGCAGGAAGAUAGGAGAUCUGAUAAGGGAGUACAUGAAGUCCAGCAAGAACCCGACGGCGGUUCUGGUUUUCAGGGGAACAGUGCUGGGAGUCCGACCAUCGCCGGUGGUGGCGGCGUUCAGUUCGAGAGGGCCGAACAUGGUGACGCCACAGAUCUUGAAGCCUGACGUCAUCGGUCCCGGAGUCAACAUCUUGGCCGGGUGGUCGGAGGCCGUGGGACCCACCGGUCAAGAGAAGGACACGAGGAGGACUCAGUUCAACAUCAUGUCAGGCACUUCUAUGUCAUGCCCACACAUCAGUGGCUUAGCCGCCUUUCUGAAAGCUGCCCACCCUGAAUGGAGCCCUAGCGCCAUCAAGUCUGCGCUCAUGACCACAGCCUACAACCUCGACAACACCAACUCGCCUCUUCGUGAUGCCGCCGACAACAGCCUCUCGAACCCGUGGGCUCAUGGCUCGGGUCACGUGGAUCCUAAGAAGGCUCUCUCUCCAGGCCUAGUUUACGACAUCUCCACGGAGGAAUACAUUAGGUUCUUGUGCUCGUUGGACUAUACCCUCAAUCACAUCCAGGCUAUCAUCAAGCGUCCAAACGUAAAUUGCUCGAGGAAAUUCUCCGACCCUGGUCAGCUUAACUACCCGAGUUUCUCGGUUUUGUUUCGGGACAAAAGGGUUGUCAGGUACACAAGGGAGCUGACCAAUGUUGGUGCACCUGGUUCGGUUUACAAGGUGACAGUUGAUGUGUCGGUUAGCGUUUCGGUAACGGUUAGACCGAAAAGGCUCGUGUUUAGAACUGCGGGAGAGAAGAAAAGGUACACGGUAACGUUCUCGGCCAAGAGGGGAGUGAGUGGUGCAACUGCCGAAUUCGGAUCUAUCACUUGGAGCAAUUCGCAGCAUCAAGUGAGGAGUCCUGUGGCAUUUUCUUGGACACGGUUUUGAGGGAAGACAGAUCUAACAUAUCCGUUCUGUGGUGUUCUGGUUCGAGAUGGGUAACUGACCAAGCCUUGUUCAUCGGCCUUAAGCAGUUCAAGACGGGCGUUUCAGAGAUCGCAUCCCAAGAAGUUGGGAGGAUCCGGUAAUAGAAUUUGUAUCUGUCGGAAAGCAUUUCCUUUGAUUUUCCAAACACUAAUGUACGAGAAUUUGUACUUGUCAGAACGUGUAAUGCCAAGUCCAUUUGAUUCAUCAA